AUGGGAGGGAAAAAAGGGGGAAAGGAAAAAUCAGGAGGAGUGACAGAGGAGCAGAGAGGAGCAGUAAACGAUAGAACAGACGACAUGGCCUCUAAAAAUCAAUAUGGAUUCAUUAUUAUAUCUCUAAUGGUGCUGAUGUUGGGUGUGAGUGUGGCACAGCUCCAAACACAGCCCUCCUUGUUCAGACAUGUUCGUAAGAAUGCAUCGUUAAAGAUGGACGAGGCCUUCCUGUCUGUACUGAACGAGAUCCACUCAGAACUGAUCCUUUCCGUGCUGUCUGAUGAGUGCUUCCAGUGUUGGCCUCAGCCUGUAGGGUUCGUACCCGGCGCGUCAUCGUCGAGUAAUGUCUCUGUAGCUGGAUUUUACCUGAAUACACAACACCCGCUAACACUGCAGCUAAACAGCACGCCGUUAAAAACUGAAGUGUGCAGAGUACACUUCCACUUCGGGGAGCAUGGGAACUACUCACUGUGGGUUGCAGAUAAGGGCAACUGUACCAUCGUCAUCAACUCAGAACCCAUCAACAGCUACCUUCCAAUCUUGUUUGCAUUCCUGCUGUUUGUGGGUUUGUACAUUUUGGCAGCAGUGUGGAACACAUUGGCUAGGUUGGACUGUAUGAGGAAUCUGCAGUUGUGUUUAGGAAGCAACAUGGAGGCUGAAAGAUUCAUAAACUCUGAUCUAGGUUCUCCUGGUGCGAUGAUAGAUUCUACAGAGGUAAUAGUUCCAUCUUCUGCCCUCAGACGCCUCCGCUCACUUGAUACCUUCAGAGGGUUUUCUUUGGUGGUGAUGGUGUUCGUGAAUUACGGAGGAGGACGUUAUUGGUUCUUCAGACACCAGAGCUGGAACGGACUCUUUGUAGCUGAUCUAGUUUUUCCCUGGUUCGUGUUCAUCAUGGGUACAUCGAUAUCUCUUUCGGUUAGCAGUGCUCUGAAUCGAGGGGCACGGCGAUUCCACCUCAUAAAGAAGGUCUUUUGGAGGAGUGUACAGCUCUUCAUCAUCGGAGUCUUUAUUAUCAACCCAAAUUACUGCUCUGGACCUCUCACGUGGGAUUCACUCCGUAUCCCGGGUGUGUUACAGCGUCUGGCAUUUACCUACCUCGUUAUAGCCACGUUAGCUGUUUCCUUCUCUCCAGUUCAGCCCGGAAGCUCUACAGCUCCAAACGUGUGGUGGUUUCCUGUUCAUGACAUCGUCCUCUACUGGCCGUCGUGGUUGUGUGUGUUGACACUGGAAAUAAUCUGGCUGUGUUUGACGUUCCUGCUUCCUGUACCUGGCUGUCCAACAGGGUAUCUGGGUCCAGGUGGAAUCGGAGAUUUCGGUCGUUUCCAGAAUUGCACUGGUGGAGCUGCAGCGGUCAUUGACCGUUGGCUGCUCGGAGAUAAUCAUAUGUAUCAAACCCCAUCUUCACGGUUGGUGUAUCAGACGACUGUAGGGUUUGAUCCUGAGGGCGUGUUGGGCAGCAUCAACUCUGUACUCAUGGCAUUUCUUGGUCUGCAGGCAGGAUAUAUCCUGCUUCAUUACAGAGAUUACCCCAGACAGAUAAUGACCAGAUUUCUCGUUUGGGCUUUUAUACUGGGAGUCAUAUCUGCAGUUUUGACGAAAUGUUCCAAAGAACACGGCUUCAUCCCUGUCAAUAAGAACCUCUGGUCUCUGUCCUAUGUGACGGUGUUGAGCUGUUUUGCGUUUGUGUUGUUGUUGGGAUGUUAUUAUGUCAUAGAUGUAAAGAGAUGGUGGACUGGAGCUCCGUUCUUCUAUCCAGGUAUGAACUCAAUCCUUGUGUACGUGGGUCAUGAGAUUUUUGCGAAUUACUUCCCGUUUCGCUGGAAGAUGGCGAACAGCCAAUCACACGGCGAGCACCUGAUCCAGAACCUGGUGGGCGUAUCGGUCUGGGUGAUUAUCUCCUUCAUCCUCUACAAGAAAAAGAUAUUCUGGAAGAUCUAACUCCAGCAUCACACUGCCGUUAUUCAUCCAGGGUUUCAUAUUUUGUGGAUCCAGUGGGAAUUUUCCUAAACUUGCUUUAACAGAGACAAAAAGUAUCCACUGUUUUCAGAAAGUUGACUUUUUUUCCUCUUAUACACUAAAGAAUUUAAAUUCAGGGAGAGAAACAAUACUUCAUUUUAUUGCUGUUUUUAUUUAAAGAAAAAGUGGCUCUGGUGUGUUUACAUAUACGUGCACCGCCCACUCACUUUAUUAGGUAGACAUAUCUUGUACUGUAUAUACAUUUAUUGACCAUUUAAUGAUUGUAUAGAUGUACAUAUGUAGAGAGUAUACAAUUACUGACUAGUUUUACUGGCCUAAUAUUUUGGUUGGAGUACUCUAGUAUUCUUCUUCCAGCACGGAAGUGUUUAAAGAUCCUAAUAACACUGCGGCUCCUGAUAGACUAUAUGGACAAAGUAUUGGGACACCCCUUCUAAUUUUGAAAUUUAUAUGCCACAGCCACAACAUUUGCUAACAGGUGUAAUAAAUCAGGUAGCAACAGAGAAGCGAUUAGGGAAGGCCCUUUCCUGUUCCAGUUGACUGUGCCCCUGUUCACAAAGCAGGAUCUAUAAAGACAUGAAGAAUAGCUUGAUUUAAAGAAACUCCAGUGGCCUGCACAGAGCCCUGACCUCAGCCCCACUAAACAGCUUUGGAACGAACUGGAACGUCAAUUCUGACAAACAUCAGUACCUAGUCAUCCAAAGGCUCUUUUGACUUAAUGAGCACAAAUUUCCACAGACAUAUUUCUGAGAAGCCUUUUUAGAAGAGUGUAUACUAGUGGUUAAGGUACUGGACUAGUAAUCAGAAGGUCACUGGUUCAAGCCCCACCACUGCCAGGUUGUGGCUGUUGGGCCCUUGAGCAAGGCCCUUAACCCUUAAUUGCUUAGACUGUGUAAUGUAAGUCACUUUGGAUAAAGGUGUCUGCUAAUCACUGCAAUGUAAAUGUAUGUGUACAUUUAAAGGGUCAUCCUAUUUUAAUACCAUUCUUUAAUGGUGUGUCCAACAAGCUCAUGGUUAGGUGUCCGAAUACUGUUGACCAUAUAGUGUACAUAUGGUGUUCACUGCAGUGCUGAAAGGAAUCCACCACCCAAAUAAUAUAUCGUCAGUGGGGGACCAGUGGGUGUCUCUUUAUUAAUGAAUAUGGUAUAGCAGGGCCAGGUUUACAGUCAGUAAUUGUACACCACAAUGUUUAUGGUACUUGUACCUCAUAAAAUGUAUAAUGAACAAAAAAGAUGGAUACAAGAUAGGUGUCAUGGUAAAGUGUUCAGUCUCGGGGGAUGCAGGAUUUUUAUAUUUUAUUUUUACAGUUUUGCUGUAUUUUUACUACAAGCAGUCUCGAAGAAAAUUACUUGUUUUUUCUUUUAAAGAAUGAAUUUUAAUUUAAAGGAAUCCUUACAUUUUGUUUUAUUUGUUUUAGAAUUUAUAAUUAUGUACAUAUAAUAGACUGUAUGGACAAAAAUAUUGGGGCUUCUACACAUUACACCAACCGGAGCUUUUCUGAAUCCAUAGGUGUUGAUGUGGAGUUGGUCUCCCUUUGCAGCUGAUUGAGAUCUUUAGUUAGUGAGAUCUUUAGAACGACCCAUUCUUUCACAAAUGUUUGUAAAGGCAGACUGCACGACUAGAUAAAACACCUGAAUUCAGUGAUUGCUAUAUAUGCCCUAUAAGUACUCAUCCUAUCAGUAUCCAUACAUGUCAUGGCAUUGCCUAUUUAAUUUAAAAAAUAGGUACUGACAGUCACACGCAUUCAGCCGUAAUAGUCGAUGAAAGAGUUCCAAAAAAGAUUUAAAUAAUGUAAUAUUGUAAUAUUCUGUAAUAUUGUGUAAAUCUCUGAAAUCACUAUAUUAAUAUUUGCCCAGAUCAUUCUGUUCAGGUAACACACACACACACGUACAUGUGUAUGCUAUAAAUGUUAUAUAACUACAUAAUAUAUAACACUUAGAUUUUUACACACUAAAUAUAGUUUUUUGCAUUUUAUUUUUUUAUUAUUGUAUUGAUAUUGUACUUCUUUUAUUUUGAGAAUGAUCUAAGAUCCAACAAACAGAAUCAUGACUUUUUGCUCCUCUUGAAGACACUAAAAUAUUAUUAAAAUAAUAAUUCAACUGUGAGAUAAAACAAUGAUUGAAUUACUUCAAUUCAGUUUUUCAAUGCAAAUCCAUUUUACUCAGUGUCUUAAUUUGUACCUAUAAAUACAUAUAAAUACAAAUGUACAGUAUAUUAAAAUAUGUUGCAAAUAAACAUUUUCUUGUACAAA
Molecule: messenger RNA, 4225 nt
Organism: Trichomycterus rosablanca
Lineage: Eukaryota; Metazoa; Chordata; Actinopteri; Siluriformes; Trichomycteridae
Gene: hgsnat
Product: heparan-alpha-glucosaminide N-acetyltransferase
Exons: 18
Coding region: 1-1938 (645 amino acids)
Source: RefSeq, a predicted model, not a curated record